UGGUCUUAUUUUUGCCACCUUACAAAAAAAUGUGCUGUGAGGAUUGAGGAAAUCAUCGGUCAACCAAAUUCAACUGUCGUUUGCGCAAACAUUUCCUUCUCAGGUGCGAGGUAAAACGGGUCGUACACAAAACGGUCCAGAAAUGGCGCAGGAAAAUAUUUUCCUUUUCGUUCCCAAUCUCAUCGGUUAUGCCCGUGUGGUGUUGGCCCUGCUGUCUUUCUACCUGCUGCCCUGCUGUCCGUGGCCGGCGGUCUUCUGCUACCUGCUCAGCGCUCUGCUCGACGCGUUUGACGGCCACGCUGCACGGGCGCUUAAUCAGUCCACCAAGUUUGGAGCCAUGCUGGAUAUGCUUACAGACCGCUGUGCCACCAUGUGUCUGCUGGUGAACCUGUCCCUGCUCUACCCCUCCUAUGUCUUCCUGUUCCAGCUUAGCAUGUGUCUGGACAUUGCCAGCCACUGGCUGCACCUGCACAGCUCUACGAUAAGGGGAUCAGCCAGUCACAAAACCAUCGACCUCUCUGGCAACCCUGUCCUCCGAAUCUACUACACAUCUAAGCCGGUGCUGUUCGUGAUGUGUGCUGGGAAUGAGCUCUUCUUCUGCCUGCUCUACAUUCUUCACCACAUCGAGGAACCUUCAGCCUGGCUCUACUGGCUGCAGGGCGUCUGCGGGAUCAUCUGCCUGCUGAAGUCCGGCAUCAGCCUCCUGCACCUCAUCACCGCCUCCCAGAACAUGGCUGCCCUGGAUGCCGCCGAGCGAGAGAAAAACAUGAAGAAGCAGUGAGAGGAGUCGGUGAGAGCUGAGAUUCGUACAACAAACCCACCAUUAUUUUAUUUAAUCUUAUUGUGACUUGAGACUUUGUGGACUGUCAACUCGAACUGAAGUGACUUACAUUAGACAUGAAACACACUUUAGUUUUAUAAGUUUUAUGACCAAAUAUGACAACAUAACAAUUACAAAUCUAAGCAGAUGUGAGUCUCUACUCGAGAGAUUAACAAGACAGAGGUUGUUGUUUUUUUUUUCUGUGCUCUGAUUUUACAAGUACAUGGUGACAAUACAGUGUCAUAUGGUGGACAUCUGUCAACCAACAGAGAGUUUGCUUUACCACAAACUCUCUAUAUCACAGUAUAAACUGAUCGUACAUACAUUGUGAUAGAAGAAUUUAGCCAUAUUGUUUACUGUGCUGCUUGCCUGAUGUAUGAAUAUACAGUAUAGUGUCAUGAACAUUUCUGGCUCCAGUUUGUGGCUCUCCAGCAUUAUUAAUGGAUUUGAGUCACAGCUUUGUCCAUUUGUGCAAUGUGAACUGAGUUGAGGCGUUUAUUUAUCGGUUGUAUUUAUUAUUUAUACUUUAGAGCUGUAUCAAUUAGUUAGAAAAAUGAGUUGGCACUUAUUUGAUUAUUGGUUAAUUGCUUCAGUCAUUUUUUUUAGAGCAAUGUGAAACUUUUGUUGUUUGUAUCUUUUCAAAUGUGACAGUUUAUUGCCUUUCUUUGCGUGACAAAGAAAUUUGGUUUGUUUUGAUUGGCUUUAUAUCAUAGCUGAUUUAAUAUAUUUAGAAUUUUGAAUGUUAGCCAAAUAUUUGGGGCUUCAGGAAACUUUACUGGGCCUUUUUCACUUAUUUUUUUAUUUUUUAGACCCAACAAUUAUUUGACUGGUCAGAAGAGUAACUAAUAAUUAAAAUAAUCAUCAUAGAAGUAAGUGUUGUUUAAUGACUGGGAUUAAUCCAACUUUGAAAAGAAACUGAGCUCUGUGACUUGAAUGUAACCAUAAAAUACAGGAGGCACAAAUUGGAGCUAGAAGUUUUAUGAUGUUUACACAGCUACAUAAUUUAAUAAUUCAUUUUUCCUGGUGUCUUAAAGUUCUUUAGCAGAUGUAUAGGUCUUUGUAGCAUUUUCAUCCAUUAAAGUUUUUUUAUGCUGAGGUCGUUUAACACACAUGAAAGAUCUGCAGGUAAAUCUUCACACUGUGUUUGUAGAACUGCACUGUGGAGUUCACCAAAAUGGCAGAUGGUCUUGUAUAGCACCUUUCUGCACAUUGAAACACACUCAAAAUACUUUACACUGUUUCUCAUUCACAAACCGGUGAUAUCUCUGGUGUGUGAAUCUGUGUGUGCAACUUGGGGUUCAGUGUCUUGCUCAGGGGCACUUCGACAUGUGGUUUGGAGAAGUUGGGAAUCGAAUCGCCAGCCCUUCGGUUAGGAGACGACCAGCUAUACCUCCUAAGCAACAGCCCCAGUGAAGGUUGCAGUUGUGUUUUGCAGAAAGCAAACACCUUGCUUCUUCCACAUUUUGUUAGUGUGCCCAAACAUCCUCAUCCUUACUUGUCAGGACAUUUUGUUUGACAGCUAUUGCUCACAUCAGUUAUUCUGUUUGAAGCUGAAGGCCAUGGGUAUGUGUUACUCAUCUGCUGAUUGAACUUGAAAUGAAUAGAAAAAACAAUGAGAUUAAUGCAAAUAGAUUUUAUUAGAAAUGUAUCAGUGGCAGUAGAAUAAACAUUGUUGUACAACUGACCAGUGAACAGAAUCUGAAAAAUAUUACUGUCACUGUUACUAUCAGUCUAGUUCUGUCUAUAAGGCCAUUUUGGACAUCAGACCAACCAGUAUGCUAAAAAUCAGAGUGCACUAUGUGUUUAGGUGCCUAAACAGAAAUUCUCAGCAGCCACAUUUUCUGAUGCUGACAUUUUAAAACUCUGAGCUUUCUGUCUAACCUGUGAUUCCACAUUUUCACCCUUUAUAGCAUUAUUGAUGGUGAAUACAUCUUUAAUUUAAAUCUGACCUUUUAUACACUGAUUCAAAGGCUGUUGUUGCUUCAUAAUCUGCAUCAAACCGGUUUAGAGAACUUUUUGGCAGUUUUACUUUGUCUUGUUAGCCAGAACUACAGUAAACAUAAAACCGGUGACUCAUGUAAAAGCCACCUUUAUCCCCUCAUUUGUUUUGUUAUUUUUAAUAUUUUGAUUCAUUAAGAUGAAAUUGUACUGAAAUCUGCAACACAGACCAAACAGAUGUUUUCACAGAGCUUAUGCAGAUGACCUCCCUUUGCUCUCAUUAAAGAAAACAUUGCAAACUUCUGAAACAAAAGCUCUUUGUUUCAUGCUCAAAUAUUCCUUUUGUGACCCGCGAGCCACACGUUUUGCCAUUCUUGUUGUUUAUUUCUUGAGAUUCCUGCUUAUGUUUUGGUGUUGAUUAAAGGUGAUUGUUGCAGUUGAGGGAUGCUGAUCUGUUAGUGUUUAUUUAAAAUAGUUUUUUUGUGGUAGAAGAAGUGUUUUACUAUACUUGGAAACAAAUAGAAAGUUAUGCAGUUCAUAAGUUAUACUUCAAGUAUUUGUUUGUAAUGUCACUGAACAGACAUUUGUGCUGAUAGACUGCUGUAAAGGUGUGUUGCACUGCAAAAUAUGUGCAUUGAAAUAUAAAUAUUCACCUCUUGUUUUGAUGAAACUCAUUUCAUUGAAUGUAUUAUAGGAAACAAAUGUAUAUCAACAGCAAAGCCAUGUCUAAUGCUAUAUUUAAAAAUGUAAUUGUCAGAAUAUUUGGCUAUUUUUCAGAGUGCAGGUGGUUUAAAUUUACUGUUAAAACAGCUGCAAAAUAAAGACAAUGAAGACAAGCUUUAGUUUCUCUGGUCACAGCUUGUGUU
Monopterus albus (swamp eel) is the source of this 3624-nucleotide messenger RNA. RefSeq names its product CDP-diacylglycerol--inositol 3-phosphatidyltransferase (phosphatidylinositol synthase) (gene cdipt). The record is from RefSeq and is a predicted model, not a curated record. Gene Ontology annotation, molecular function: CDP-diacylglycerol-inositol 3-phosphatidyltransferase activity. Lineage: Eukaryota; Metazoa; Chordata; Actinopteri; Synbranchiformes; Synbranchidae. Gene Ontology annotation, biological process: phosphatidylinositol biosynthetic process. Gene Ontology annotation, cellular component: membrane; Golgi apparatus. The coding region runs from base 143 to 781 and encodes 212 amino acids. The transcript is spliced from 6 exons.